AUGGCAAUCGCUGUGGCGGCUGUGGUCGCUUUGGUUGGCGUUGCCGAUGGCUUCAAGCGUUCCUUUUUGGAACUUUAUCAGGGCCACGGCGUCGAUAUUGUUGUCGUAAGGGCUCGGGUUGCCGACCGUAUGACCAGCGUAUUGGACGCCUCGAUGGCAGAUGAAAUAGCUCAGAUCGACGGAGUAAAAACCGUAGAGCCAACGCUAUUGGAUGCUGUGUCGUUCGAGGACGACGGUUUGUAUGGCGUAGUGGUCCAGGGGCUCCGGCCCGGCACCGAACUGACCAGCGACCACAAACUCGUUGCCGGCCGCAAUCUAGAGGAUGGCGACAAACGGGUCGUCAUGCUAGGGCGAAUCCUGGCAGACAGCCUGGGGAAAGAAGUUGGCGACCAGGUCGAAGUGUACGAAGAAGAAUUCUUCGAAGUAGUCGGCAUUUACGAUCGCUUUAACAUCUUCGAGAACGGCGCGAUGCUGAUGCCGCUUGAAGAGUUGCAAUAUCUACUGGGGCAAGAAGGUCAUGUUACGGCCUUCAAUGUAAUGGUUACUGAUGGGGCCGAUUCCGAGUUGAUUCGCCAAACCGUGCAAGCCAUCGAUGAACGUUGUGUGGGUGCUUCGGCAAUGGCCUCGGAAGAUUACGUGGGGACUGAUGCCAAAAUUCAGGGGGCCACGGCCAUGGCCUGGACCACCUCGUCGAUUGCCUUGAUCAUCGGGGCGAUUGGCAUGCUGAACACCAUGCUGGUUUCGGUUUUUGAGAGAACGGCCGAAAUCGGCGUGCUGCGUGCGAUCGGCUGGCGAAAGUCACGCAUCGUGCGAAUGGUGAUGUUGGAAUCAUGCUUGCUCUGUUUGGUUGGCGCCGCGCUUGGAACAGUGUUGGCUCUGUUACUUACUGACUUUCUCAGUCGUCUCCCCGCUUCUAGUGCGAUUGUCAGCGGCAGCGUUGCUCCGCUGGUGAUUGUGCAAGGCAUCGUGAUCGCGUUUUCCAUUGGACUGCUUGGUGCGAUCUACCCUGCCUAUCGCGCGGCGACGCUGCUGCCCACCGAGGCGAUUCGAGCCGGUGCGCGAGGUGCCAGCGCCGCGAGCCUCACCGAAAUCUUCCGCGAACGGGCCGAAGCGCACCCCGAUCGGGUCGCAUAUCACUUUCUGGCCGACGGUGAAGAAGUGACCGACGCGGCCACCUAUCGCCAGAUCGACCAGCGUGCCCGAGCGAUUGCCGCAAGAUUACAACAAGUCAGCGGUCCCAACGAACGUGCCCUGCUGCUAUACGACUCGGGCCUGGAAUACAUCGCGGCGUUGGCUGGCUGUUUCUAUGCCGGCGUGGUUGCCGUUCCGGUGUAUCCGCCCGACCCGAUGCGGAUGGCGCGGAUGGGGCCACGACUGCAGGCGAUAGCCGAGGAUUGUGGAGCACGGUUGGUCUUGGGCAUCGCCGAAGAUCUUCGGCGUGCGGCCCCUCUGCUCGACCACAUUUCGCAGUUUGAAGUUCGACUGGCGACUGAUGAGAUCGACACUGGGCUUUCGAGUGCCUGGAGCACUGUGCCGCUCGGCCGAGAAGAUUUGGCACUGCUGCAGUACACCUCGGGCUCCACGGGAACUCCCAAGGGGGUCAUGGUUCAGCACGGCAACCUGCUACAGAACUUGGGCCACAUCGAAGAGAAGCUCGACGUGCCCGAUGCCAUCGGUGCGACUUGGUUGCCGCUCUACCACGACCUGGGCCUCAUUGGCUGCGUGCUGCAGGCUUGGUACAGCGGGCGGGCAAUGUACCUCAUGUCGCCGGUGACCUUCUUCCAGCGUCCGCUUCGCUGGCUGCAAACCAUUUCGAAAUAUGGUGUGACCACCACGGGCGCCCCGGACUUUGGUUACGACUUGUGCGUGAAUCGCAUCAAGCCCGAAGAGUUGCAGGGAUUGGAUCUCAGCAGUUGGCAAAUUGCUGCCAGUGGUGCUGAACCAGUUCGGGCUGAAACGAUCGACCGCUUUGUCGAGAAGUUUGCCCCCUGCGGGGUUCGCCGUGAGAUCUUCCGACCGUGUUAUGGCAUGGCGGAAGCCACCUUGAUGAUCACCGGUGCAGAGCCAAGCAACGAAGGGCUGGCUCGCUCGUUCGACAUUGAAGCCCUGGCCGAUGGCAAAGCGAUUGAAAAGCCAGACAGCACCGAGGGCACCCGACGCCUAGCACGUUGUGGGCAGCCACCCCGGGGGCAAGAGAUCGCCAUAGUCGACCCGCAAUCGGGCAUCGAACUGGCCGAGGGAGGAUUGGGUGAGGUUUGGGUGAAUGGCCCCAACGUUGCCGCAGGGUACUGGAAUCGCCCCGAGCUUAGCGAGGCCACAUUCAACGCACACUUGCCUGACGGUCGAGGGCCGUUCUUGCGAACGGGCGAUCUGGGCUUCAUCGACGCAGGCGAGUUGUUCCUGACCGGCCGAUUGAAAGACCUGAUCAUCAUCGCCGGAAAGAACCAUCAUCCCGAAGAUAUCGAGCGGACGGUUGAAAGCAGUCACGAGGCGCUCAAGCCAUAUGCCGGCGCGGUGUUCUCCGUUGAGCAUGAAGGCCGUGAGCGUGUGGUGGUCGUACAUGAAGUGAGCCGCCCCAAGAAAUACGACUUAGACGAGAUUAUUGACGACCUACGUCGCGACAUCUUCGAAGUGCACGACAUCGUGGUUGAUCGGGUUGUGCUGAUUCAGCCGGGCACACUCGCCAAGACCAGCAGCGGUAAAGUCCAACGGCACGCCUGUCGAGAGAACUUCGAGAAGGAUCGGCUCUCGGCGCUUCGUGAGUGGAUGGCCCCCUGCUUUCAACCGGCGAACUCACCCGAGGAGUCACAACCCGACUACGUUGCCCCACGAAAUGAAACCGAAACCAUCUUGGCCGCAGCUUGGGCCGAGGUGUUCGGGCUCGAUCGCGUAGGCAUCCACGACAACUUCUUUUCGCUAGGGGGCCACAGCCUGCUGGCCACGCAACUCGCGGCCCGCCUGGAACCACAGUUUGAUUUGACGCUCGACCUGAGCGAAUUGCUCGACUACCCGACGAUCGCCCAACUUGCUGAACGCAUCGUUGUAUUACAACUUGAACAGGAAGACGAGGAGGCCGCAUUGCUCGAACGCCUCGAGUCGAUGUCAGACUCUGAGGCCGCCGCACUCUUGGCAGAGCAUGACGAGACGGAACCCAUGAACAUGAAUACCGAAACGCAGCAACCUCAAGAACUCGACUAUCUCAUCAUCGGUGCGGGCCCAGCCGGCCUCCAGUUGGGAUACUUCUUCCAACGCGACGGACGCGAUUACGCCAUCCUCGAGCGGGGCGAAGGUGCGGGCACCUUCUUCAAGCAGUACCCCCGCCAUCGGAUGCUUAUCUCGAUCAACAAGAUCUACACCGGGCACGACGACCCCGAAGUAAACCUUCGCUGGGACUGGAACUCGCUGCUCACCGAGGACGGUGAGAAGACGUUCCGCGAUUACAGCACCGAGUUCUUCCCCCAAGCCGAUGCCUUGGUUGAUUAUUUGGAAGAUUUUGCCGAAGAGACCCAGCAAAAGGUCCACUACAACGCUGACGUGGUCAACAUUGCCAAAGAAGACCGCCUUUUCCACGUCACCCUGGCCGACGGACGGAAGUUUAUCUCUCGCGUUUUGAUUGUCGCCACCGGGUGCCACAAACCAUUUGUACCGGAAGUGGAAGGCAUUGAGCUGGCCGAGAAUUACGCUGAGGUUUCGGUCGACCCGAGCGAUUUCUUGGGCCAGCGCGUGCUGAUUCUCGGCAAGGGCAACUCGGCCUUCGAGACGGCCGAUCGCUUGAUUGCUGCCACCUCACUGACUCACAUGGUUAGCCCCGACACCGUGAAGAUGGCCUGGCAGACUCACUUCGUGGGUCACCUGCGAGCGGUGAACAACAACUUCCUGGACACCUAUCAACUGAAGUCGCAAAACGCGCUGCUCGACGCCAAAGUCGAACGCAUUCGCAAGGUUGACGAUCAUUACGAAGUGUCAUUCUCUUACGCUCACGCCUCGGGCGAAGAAGAAACGAUGCACUACGAUCGAGUGAUCGUUUGCACCGGAUUCCAGUUCGACAACUCGAUGUUCGAUGAAUCAUGCCGCCCGGAACUGAUGCACAACGACCGCUUCCCCAGCCAGACGAGCCGUUGGGAGUCGACGAAUGUGCCCGACUUGUACUUCGCGGGGGCAUUAAUGCAGGCCCGAGACUUCAAAAAGAAGCAGUCGGCAUUCAUCCAUGGCUUUCGCUACAACGUGCGGGCGCUCAACCGGAUGCUGGUUGCCACUUACGAAGGUGAACCACUGAACUACACCGAACUUCCGCUGGAAGCCGAAGCCAUUGCCGAGCACAUGCUGAACCGCAUCAACAGCGACUCAGCCCUGUGGCAGCAAACAGGCUUCCUGGGCGACUUGAUGGUUCUCGACCCCGAUCGCUGCACGGUUCGCUACUACAACGAGCUACCGGUCGACUUCAUGCACGACAGCGAUUUCGGGAAGUCGGCUCACUUCUUUGUGCUGACGAUGGAAUUCGGCCAAGAACGCAUCGACGCCGAGCAGAACGUGUUCGCAAUCUCGCGGGUGCAUAAAGAUGAUGCUUCGAAUGCCGAUCGCAGCACGGCCAUCCACCCGAUUCUGCGAGGCUACAAGAACGAGGAAAAGGUUUCCCAGCACCACGUCAUCGAAGAUUUGAUGGCCGUGUGGAAAGAGCCGGUUCAUCGCGAUCCGCUCGUCAAACAUUUGCGUUCGGAAUUGGCGCCGUACUCUUCCGACUUACAUUCCGCCCUGAGUCAACCGAAGGGUCUUACCAGUGCUCCCGCCCAAACACGCUGA
Molecule: messenger RNA, 4800 nt
Organism: Cladocopium goreaui
Lineage: Eukaryota; Dinophyceae; Suessiales; Symbiodiniaceae
Source: the annotation of a GenBank genome assembly